UACACUCACUCCAGGCAGUAAACAAUGAGGGGUGGGUGAGUGAGCAGGCUUGGAUGUGGUCAUCAUCCGUUACUUUGGAUCGAUAGGCCUGAUCCGUUCAGAGAGGCUGCUGUGCGUUUCAGAAGCAGGCCGGACCGGUACAUUGAUCCGUCCAUCCCGCCCGGAGCGGAGUACACAUCGAUCCCUGCUGCGCCGACAGCUUGACUCAGGUCACACUUCAGUGUCACCAUGUGCUCCUCGACCACAUCUGUCUCUUUGCUGUGUCUCCUGGUGGGGGUUGUGGCAGCCAUUCAGACCCCCCAGACAGUGUUUUUGGACAAGCAGCAGGCGAGCUCAGUGAUCUCCCGUCAGAAGAGGAACACCGACAGCAGUGUGCCUUCCAACCUGGAGCAGGCUUGCAUGGAGAGAGUGUGCACCUACGAGCAGGCCAGAAGUUUCUUUCAGGACUCCUACCGCACGGAUAUCUUCUGGGCUGUCUAUGUCGAUGGAGACCAGUGUGCAGAGAAGCCCUGCAAAAACGGAGCCAUGUGUUCGGACAGCGUGGGAGGCUACGACUGCGUCUGCAAGUCGGGUUUCACGGGGGUCCACUGUGAAAAAGAUGAGACUCUGUGCACCCUGGAGAAGAACAAGGGCUGCUCCCAGUUCUGUAAACCAGGCUACACAUCCUACGAGUGCUCCUGUGCACAGGGAUGGAAGCUCAGUCAGUCGGACAGGAAUCAGUGCGAGCCUGCAGUCAGAUAUCCAUGUGGUAAGGUGAGCAGUAUGAUUAAGUGGAAUGAGAGACAGUCAAGCAGCAUGCGCAGCAGCAUUGAAGGGGCUCCCUGUACUUCUACAGAGUGUCCCUGGCAGGCUCUCCUGAAGAGUUCAGAAUCCGCAGGUUUCUGCAGUGGAGUCAUUCUGAAAGAGAACCUGGUCUUGACUUCGGCUCAGUGUGCCAAGAAAUACAGCUCCUUCCAGGUGGUUGUCGGCAAGAGCAGCGUUGUUGGACAUGGAGAGCAAACGCUGUACGUUAAAACAGUUCAUGCCCACCCGCGUUAUGUGGAGGGUCGUCCUGAAAAUGACGUGGCCGUGAUUGAGCUCCGUGACCGCAUCAUUUAUAAGGGAAACGUUAUUGCUGCCUGUCUGCCAGAGAGAGACUUUGCAGAGAGCAUCUUGAUGACAGAGGAUUUCCCAGCCAUCAUCACCGGCUGGAAAAAACCCAACCAGGUAUCUUCCAUCCAAGGCUCGCUCAUCGUCAACCAACUGGGGUACAAGAGCCUACCUCAGUGUCUGGAGAUUAACCCCAACCUGAUGACCAAUAAAAUGGGCUGUACCACUGCCCCAACCAGUGUCGACUGCACCAUGAGCUCCGGCAGCCCUCUGCUCACCCUGUACAGGGGGGUGUUCUUCCUCACUGGGGUGGUCAUUCAGCCGGCAGAUGCCGACUGCGCUCAAGGCUACAUCUUCCAGAAAGUGUCGCGCCACCUUGGCUGGCUGCGACCGCUCAUGGGCUCACGUUAGGUGGGGUUGAACAACAUGGAGGGUAUUGGUUCAGGUAUAUAUGGAGAAAUACAGGCAAAUUAAUCUUAAACACAGGGAAUUGGAAAGAUUUUUGUCUUGCACUUGUAGCUCAGCCUCUUCAUUUAUUUUGUCUCAUAAUAAUACCUAUGUCCUAAAGGAAAAACUAUCUUAACAACCAUAUAGCCUCAGUCUACUCUAGACCACGGCUUGCAAUCUGUCUGCGUGGACUUCCUCAUUUAUCCACAAGGUGGCUCUCUGUUGACAUAAAUAGAAAAGCGCUUGCUGUAUGUAUCUAACAACCAGAGGGCCAGAAGCAGCAAGAGAUGCACUGAAUUAUUCAGCAUGUGUUUUGUGACGUGAACAUACCGUUUAAUAACCUUAUAAGUGAUGUUACUUUUAGCGACUGCUGUACUGGUUGACAUGCACCUUGUAUCACUCCAGGUAAUCACUGUUCUCUAAAUGUAAUAAACUCCAGUAACACA
Messenger RNA from Scatophagus argus, 1982 nucleotides. It is a transcript of the gene proza, whose product is annotated as protein Z, vitamin K-dependent plasma glycoprotein a. The record is from RefSeq and is a predicted model, not a curated record. Gene Ontology annotation, molecular function: calcium ion binding; serine-type endopeptidase activity. Gene Ontology annotation, cellular component: extracellular region. NCBI's taxonomy places the organism in Eukaryota, Metazoa, Chordata, Actinopteri, Scatophagidae. The coding region runs from base 229 to 1500 and encodes 423 amino acids. The transcript is spliced from 9 exons. Gene Ontology annotation, biological process: blood coagulation; proteolysis.